Messenger RNA from Penicillium expansum, 609 nucleotides. RefSeq lists its product as uncharacterized. Bases 1 to 609 code for a protein of 202 amino acids. The record is from RefSeq and is a predicted model, not a curated record. The transcript has a single exon. Gene Ontology annotation, biological process: regulation of transcription by RNA polymerase II. Gene Ontology annotation, molecular function: DNA-binding transcription activator activity, RNA polymerase II-specific. NCBI's taxonomy places the organism in Eukaryota, Fungi, Ascomycota, Eurotiomycetes, Eurotiales, Aspergillaceae.
AUGGCAUCCAGCGCCCAGGAUGAAACAGAUAGUGGCACCGUGACCCCAUCAAGGGAUUACCCGCUGGCAACACGCUUGCUUGAGACGAGAUUAUUCCACCAAUAUAUGACUUCAACGUCUCACACCCUGUCGCAGGAUGGACUGUCAGCACACCAUCUCUCCAUGACCAUUCCUCGCAUGGCCGCAUCUUGUCCGUACCUGCUUGACAGCAUCCACGCAUUUUCAGCCUUACACUUGGCCUCCGUUGAAACCGAUAAUCGGGCUUCAUGGCUAAAUCAUGCUGUGCGAUAUCAGAGCCAGGCAUGCGCUGGAUUAAGCAAAGUUCUUCCAGAGAUCUCACCACCGGAUUAUGAACCAGCAUUCGUCUCCUCCAUCAUCAUAAUGCUUUUCGCCAUGGGAUCUCGAGUAUUGUACCUUGAAACUAGACCACUGGACCCGCUGUCGGUGGUUCUCGAGGCUCGCACAUUAAUGUCUGGCCCCGCCAUGCUUCUUUCCCGAAUAAUUGAAGCCGGAGUUGACUCACAGCUGGAUGGAUGGCUGUGCGCUCCUAACACACAGGAAACCUUCGAAACCAUGGAAAAUGAUGAGUACGGAUAUCCUUCCUUCUAA